AUGUCGGGCUUCAUGGCCAAUCUGUUCCCCGGAGGGGCCAGAGACACCCACGCCGCGUCGCGACCGGAGACGCCCACGAGAAACAGCUUCGUCAACCCAUCCAGCACGCCUCAGGGCAGCCCCAGCAAGAGAACACUUCCCCCUGGAGCUCAUGAACUGCCUGACGCAUUUGACAACGCCCUCAAGCUGAACACGCCUGUUCUCGAACGGCCCAGACUCGAUCGCCCGCUGAGUGUCAUCACCACCCCCCAGUCCACCGGAAGGGGCAACGAAAACAGCCCGAAUGUAGAUGAGAGCGUGUUGCACAAGGGGGCCAUCUCCACCGGCAGUCCCUUGAAAAAGUCCCACGGACAGGAAAAUACUCCUCCCAUUCCACGCCUUGGGGGCAACGACUCUCCUUACCAGCAAAGCCACGCCGCCAUCUCUCGCCACGAGUUGUACCAACCCAAAGAGAAGGCUGUGACCCCCAGGAACAAAUUCAACACCCAGAGAGCACUGACCCCCGAAGAGCUGGAAAUCCUUCAGCGCCCCAAUGUCCGAAGACUGGUCAACGUGACUCAGCUCUACUUUCUUGACUACUACUUCGACCUCCUGACGUAUGUCGGCUCCAGACAGAACCGCCUGACUGCGUUCCAGUCGGAAAUUCCGCCUCCGCCCGAGACGGAUGAAGCGACGUACAAUCAGAUGUGGCAGAAGUACAAGGGCCGAGAGCGCGCCAAUCUAAGAAAGAGACGCGUUAGGCUUCGGCAGGGUGAUUUCCAGAUCCUGACGCAGGUCGGACAGGGAGGUUACGGCCAGGUCUUCCUUGCCCAGAAGAAGGAUACACGCGAGGUUUGCGCCCUGAAAGUGAUGAGCAAGAAACUGCUCUUCAAACUGGACGAGGUCCGCCACGUCCUGACAGAGCGUGACAUCCUCACCACCGCCAAGAGUGAUUGGUUAGUCCGUCUGCUUUACUCUUUUCAGGAUGACAAGAGUAUCUAUCUUGCCAUGGAGUAUGUGCCGGGUGGAGACUUCCGCACCCUGUUGAAUAACACUGGUGUCUUGAGCAACCGUCAUGCGCGAUUCUACAUCGCCGAGAUGUUCUGCUCAGUUGAUGCCCUUCAUCAGCUAGGCUACAUCCACAGAGACUUAAAGCCGGAGAACUUCCUUGUUGACUCAACCGGACACGUCAAGCUCACUGACUUCGGUUUGGCUGCCGGCAUGCUCGCUCCAGCCAAGAUCGAGUCGAUGCGAGUACGCCUCGAGAAGGCUUCUGAGACAUCGGUGCCGUUCGGAAAGCCGAUGGACAAGCGAACAGUGGCAGAGCGACGCGAGGGAUACCAGACGAUGCGAGCAAAGGACACGAACUACGCCAAGUCCAUCGUCGGCUCACCUGACUACAUGGCGCCCGAGGUUCUUCGAGGAGACGAGUACGACUACACGGUAGAUUAUUGGAGUUUGGGUUGCAUGCUGUUCGAGGCACUAACGGGAUUCCCUCCCUUUGCGGGCUCCACCCCUGACGAGACUUGGCGGAACUUGAAGCACUGGAGAGAGGUUCUGAAGCGCCCCGUCUGGGAGGACCCUAACUACUUCCUAAGCAACCGCACAUGGAACUUCAUCACGACUUGCAUCAACUCCCGGUCCAAGCGCUUCUCAAACAUCAAGGAGAUCUUCGAUCACCACUACUUCGCUGAGGUUGACUGGGACACCUUGCGUAGCACCAAGGCUCCAUUUGUGCCCGAGCUCGAUUCGGAGACCGACGCAGGAUACUUUGAUGACUUCACCAACGAGGCCGACAUGGCCAAGUACAAGGAGGUCCAUGACAAGCAGCAGGCACUGGAGACCAUGGCGGAUCGCGAUGAUGAAAUGGGCAAGAGUCUCUUUGUCGGCUUCACGUUCCGUCACCGCAAGACUACGGACGACGCCAGUCCGCGCAAGCCGAUACCGUUCAAGGAGGAGGAGGACACCUUUGGCACAAUGCUGUAG
Messenger RNA from Colletotrichum higginsianum IMI 349063, 1965 nucleotides. Its product is annotated as Serine threonine-protein kinase sid2. Lineage: Eukaryota; Fungi; Ascomycota; Sordariomycetes; Glomerellales; Glomerellaceae. Bases 1 to 1965 code for a protein of 654 amino acids. The transcript has 3 exons. Gene Ontology annotation, molecular function: ATP binding; protein serine/threonine kinase activity. Gene Ontology annotation, cellular component: spindle pole body. Gene Ontology annotation, biological process: intracellular signal transduction; peptidyl-serine phosphorylation. The record is from RefSeq and is a predicted model, not a curated record.